AUGAUUUCUGCCAAGACUCUGGUGAUGUUUGAAGAUGCUGAACAGCACACAGAGCAAGAAGGGCAGCGGGGCACAUCAGAGAAAGGUGGAGGGGAGACAGAGGGUAAGUACAGCAUCCGCUCUAUGAGCCCAUCUUCAGCAGAGGAAUCUCUACUGAGAGCAACGAGAUCGGGAACUGAAGCCGUGGAGUCUGCCCUCCGCGGGAGCCUGGAGUCACCGCUGCAGGACGACGGCCUCGACAACACAGCUCACCACACAUCCCCUCUGGAAUCCAUCAGCGAACUGGAUGAAAACGAUGAGCAUAUAAAUGGGGGGUCUGAGCUCAAGAGGGGACCAGCAGACGGGGCGGUGAAAGUCAAGGGGCAGACCACGGAGAAAUUCCCCCCGCCGUCUCCUGGGAGGAAGAGGAUUGAGGUAGCGGAAAUUUCAGAUCACACGGGAACUCAGUCAGGUGCCAGCUUGGUGCAGACCUUAAUGUCUGAGGGCACCUAUGAUGACUUGUUGCAGCUAAAUGGCUCAGAGGCGGAUCGUUUGCAGUGCCCACGCAGUGCUUCAGCGAACAGAUUUUUCAAAACAGAAUUUGACACAAUGCAAGAGGAGGAAACCUGGGUGGGCGAGGACUCCUGCUCUCUCAGUGAGAGUGGAAUUGACAAGGAAAAAGAAGGAUGGAAGCUUAUGAAAAUCUGUCCAGGAGAUUGUGAGGGAAACAUCAAAGGUGCUAAGCAGGACACGCGAUUGCCAGUCACAUUGCUAAAAGAGCUACGCGACGUCCAGCUGCAGCGAGAAUCUCACCAGGCAGAGAUUAAACACCUGAGCUCCAAACUGACGGACUCAAGGGAGAGGAUAAGAGAGCUGGAGUAUGAGCUGAACUCAGAGAGGAAGAGGAAUGAAAGCCAUGCCCAUACAAUCCAAGAACUUGAGAAGACGUCCAACGAUUCUCUCAUUGAAGUCCUGACAGAAUGCAAAUCCAAGGUGGAGCAGUUUGAAGAGCUCAAGCACUCUUCAGUGGACCUUAAAAUUCAGCUUCAGGCUGCUCAGGGCACAGUGGCCUUCCUGCAGCGGCGGAUGCUCUCACUGGAGGAGGAACGCAGCCAAAGGCAACACGAAGUGCUCCAGCUGAGCCGAGAGCUGGAGGGAGCCAGGAAGGCGUUGCGGGAGAAGAGCACCGAAGCGGCCUGGGUCAGCAAGCAGCUCCAGGCUCUCCGCCGAGAGGUGGAAGGGAAGUGGGGGACAGGGGCCACCGUCGAGGAGAAGCCCGCCAACGGUCACGUCGACAUGAGCCACCCGCCACGGUCCAGACAGGACUCCAGGGUUUGCGUCCUGCUGUGAUUGCAGUCUGAAAGCAGAAUUGUGGUCAACUGCUAAUAUUAGUUUAUCAUAUUAUGCAGUCAUUCAGGCAACAGAAAGUCACCGGCAUUUCCUUGAACUGACUGAUUGGAUUUAGGAGCACAAGACAAAGAUUAAGUAUCAUGAUAUAUGUUCUGUAUUUAUCUUUGUUGAAAAGAGAUUCGUACCUGACUUCCUGUAAAACACAAGGCAACUGUAGCACUUAUACAAAGAAUCAAAGAUUGUGCCAGGGAAUCACUAUUUCGCGAUUUUACUGUCAGAACAGAGUAGGGUCCGAUGAUUAAGAAUUAAGAUUCAAAUGCGAAAAACCUAAUUUGGUUUCUAGAGAAAUUUGACUCAGUAUAAAUUUAGGUAGGGCGGAUACAUCACAAGUCCCGCGUUUCUAGUUCAUUUCCACACGGUAGCGCAUCCAAUAGCAUCACAUUGCGAAUAUAGUCCUUGACCUAUUUAUCCUUGGCAGAUUUCUGCAUGAAUCCUGAGAUUCUGAUAAUCUCAUCACCCUAAAUUGCUAUCAUACAUAGCGCAUUUUUUGACCGACGGUAUUAUUUUGAAAUGUUGCUGCAUGAGCGAUCUUAUUCAUCUGAAUCCCGUUAUUACUGUAGGCAAUUGUAAGCAGAGAUUCAUCCUCCUAGUUCUAGUUGCAGCCGGAUUUGCGCGGCGCAGACAUGCGCGGACGCGCUUCACCUGCUGCCAGUUUCAGCCUGACUGGGGGACUGGGACCUCCAAGUGCGGCGUCUGCGAAAACAUAGCGUUGAAUACAGUCCUAUGAGAUUCGCACAGGCAUCACCACUCGCCCGAAUAAACCUUUCUGCUUAUUCGGAGCAGCUUUGUUUUCAGUAAAAUAUUGAUUUGAUUUCUGUAGUCUGCUAUUAAGACACUCUCCAAAGACUGAUCAUGAAUAAGCACGUUGAUUAUAAUUAUGUCUACGGUAAUAAUUGCACCUACGAUUUAUCAUGGAUAUGGGACAAGGAAAGUAGGUGAAGUUAAUUGGUAUAUCUAAGUGUAUGAUUGCUUAAAAUAAAAUUUCCCCAA
This is a messenger RNA of Brienomyrus brachyistius, 2379 nucleotides long. RefSeq lists its product as uncharacterized. The record is from RefSeq and is a predicted model, not a curated record. The coding region runs from base 1 to 1329 and encodes 442 amino acids. Lineage: Eukaryota; Metazoa; Chordata; Actinopteri; Osteoglossiformes; Mormyridae. The transcript is spliced from 2 exons.